Messenger RNA from Closterium sp. Yama58-4, 720 nucleotides. Lineage: Eukaryota; Viridiplantae; Streptophyta; Zygnematophyceae; Desmidiales; Closteriaceae. The record is from the annotation of a GenBank genome assembly.
AUGGGCGCCGUGUCACCGGACGCGCUGCAGCGCAUCACAGACCUGGCCAUGCGCUGCACUGCCACCUUCACUGCUGACCGCCCCUCCAUGGGGCGCAUUGCCCAGGAGAUGGAUGCGCUGCGUGGUGAGGUGGGCGGUGGGGAGGAGCAGGUGCACAAGUCGUACGAGGUGGUGGAUGCUGAGCUCCGGGCGAGGAUGCAGCAGCAGCAGAAGAUGAGUGAGCAGAGUAUGGACUCUUUUCUUGAUUCGAUUCACUCGGGGAAGAUCGGGAGCAUGAUGGACACGGGGGAGCUAAUCGUGUGUCUCUCGCGACUUGCAGGCGAACGCACAACCAUUUCAAGUCGUCCGACAAUUCAAUCCGCCAUUUCUCGCAUCGACGUCAACCUUGGCGACUUCGCCAUCCGUUACACUCGUCACCAAGCGCACCAUGGUGAGCGGCAAUGGGUGGAGAUGGAGCAGGCCAAGGCGGGGAGCAUUGUGAAGCGAGAGCAAGCGGGCGUCAUCAGGCUCUGCCACGCGCUGUUGGAUGGCCGCCCUCCACUCCACCCAUCACAUCACCACGCAAGGUACUCCCCUCGCUUCCCUCCUCCUCUCGCCACCACCGCGUUUUCUGCUCUCGCUUUCCACUGCUCCAGUGGUGCUCUGCUCUCCAUGUCCUGGUGCUCUCCUCGUCAGGCUGCUUCCGUCCUUCCAUGUGCUGCUUGUCCCCUCUCAACCUAG